Messenger RNA from Fusarium keratoplasticum, 1581 nucleotides. RefSeq lists its product as uncharacterized. NCBI's taxonomy places the organism in Eukaryota, Fungi, Ascomycota, Sordariomycetes, Hypocreales, Nectriaceae. The record is from RefSeq and is a predicted model, not a curated record. Gene Ontology annotation, cellular component: membrane. The coding region runs from base 1 to 1581 and encodes 526 amino acids. Gene Ontology annotation, biological process: transmembrane transport. The transcript is spliced from 2 exons. Gene Ontology annotation, molecular function: transmembrane transporter activity.
AUGGAACACGGCACGAGCAACGACGCCGACCAGGCGCUCGCCCGCCUGGGCUACAAGGCGGAGCUGCCGCGGAACCUGAGCAUGCUCAGCGUCCUGGGCCUCUCAUUCGCCAUCAUGGCCGUACCGUUCGGUCUCUCGACGACAAUGUACAUCACCCUGACCAACGGCCAGGCCGUCACCGUCAUCUGGGGCUGGGUCCUCGUGUCGCUCAUCUCGCUAUGCAUCGCCGCCUCACUCGCCGAGAUCUGCGCCGUCUUCCCCACAUCCGGAGGCGUGUAUUAUUGGAGUGCCAUGCUCAGUACGGAACGUUAUGCGCCCUUGGUCAGCUUCGUUGAUGGUUGGCUCACUCUUGUCGGCAACUGGACCGUCACAUUGUCCAUUAACUUCUCGGGAGCGCAACUCAUCCUUAGCGCCAUCUCUAUCUUUAACGAGGAUUUUGUGGCCAAUGAGUGGCAGACUGUGCUGUGCUUUUGGGCUGUUAUGCUCGUGUGUGCGUUGGUGAAUGCUUUUGGCUCUCGAUACCUGGAUCUUAUCAACAAGGUCUGCAUUUACUGGACCGGCGCGAGUGUUAUCAUCAUCAUUGUCACAUUGUUGACCAUGGCUGAUACUCGCCGGUCUGGCGAGUUUGUCUUUAGCCAUUAUGAUGCCUCGGCGAGUGGUUGGCCCUCGGGAUGGUCGUUCUUUGUUGGUCUGUUGCAAGGUGCCUAUGUCCUUACUGGCUACGGCAUGGUCGCUGCCAUGUGUGAGGAGGUCCAGAACCCCGAGCGUGAAGUCCCCAAGGCCAUCGUCCUCUCCGUCGCCGCCGCCGGCGUCACUGGCGUCAUCUACCUGGUGCCCAUCCUCUUUGUCCUCCCCGAUGUUCAGAUGCUUCUUGCUGUGGCCAACUCGCAGCCCAUUGGCACUCUGUUCAAGGUCGUGACUGGUUCUGCCGCCGGCGGCUUCGGUCUUCUCUUCCUCAUCCUCGGAAUCCUCAUGUUCGCCGGUAUCGGAGCCCUCACUGCCGCUUCCCGCUGCACCUACGCCUUUGCCCGUGAUGGUGCUAUCCCAGGAUACAAGCUGUGGUCUCGUGUCAACCACAAACUUGACAUGCCUGUUUGGGCGCUCGUCUUGUCCACUGUCAUCGAUUGCAUUCUCGGCUGCAUCUACUUUGGCUCUUCGGCUGCCUUCAACUCCUUCACUGGCGUUGCCACCAUUUGCUUGUCCACCUCGUACGGUGUUCCCGUCCUGGUCAACCUCAUCCGCCGACGCAAGAUCGUCCAGCACUCGCCUUACCCUCUUGGAAAGUUUGGCCCAAUCAUCAACGGAAUCUGCGUCGUCUGGAUCGUCUUCUCCGUCGUUAUCUUCUGCAUGCCCGUGUCGCUUCCCGUCGAUGCAGGCACCAUGAACUAUGCUUCCGUCGUCUGGGCCGGGUUUGCCGCCAUCGCCUUUAUCUGGUACUUUGCCUAUGCUCGAAAGCACUUCAAGGGACCCCCCAUCAACAGAAGCGAGAGCUUUGAGCCUGGAGUCAAGGUUCUGAGCGGCGAGGGAGGCAGAGCUACUGAUGAUACGACGGGCGAGAUGCAAGAGAAGGGCUCUAGUUAG